GACCGCGGGCCUUCUUCCUUCAGAUUUCAGAAUGCCUGGAUACACCACAACCAGUUCCUCCAAGUGGUAAAGGACAGUUGGACUAAAAGUCUCACCUGUGGUGGCAUGCGUGGACUAGUGGCCAAACUUAAAGAUCUAAAGGUUUGUCUAAGGGAGUGGAACAAGAAGGAGUUUGGGAAUAUUUUUGCUAAUUUAACUAUGGCAGAGGAUCAAGCCACCCAAACCCAGCUGCGUUAUGAGGAAGACCCAUCUGAAGCAAACCGAGAGAAAGCCCAGGAGGCUAAUGCCAAGCUGCUACUAGCUACACACAAAGAGGUGGCAUAUUGGAAGCAAAAAGCUAAUGCUAGAUGGCUUGAAUAUGGGGACUGCAACUCCAAGGCUUUUCACGCCUUUGUCAAUGGGAAACGAAGGAAGCUGGCCAUUAAUCAUAUUAUCUCGGAAGAUGGAAAAGGACUUUUCUCUCAACAAGAUAUCUGCGGGGAAGCCACCACUCACUUCACUAAGCAGUUUAAGGCCCUCUCCACCCCCAACCCUCUUCAUCCCCUUUCACAUAUCCCUUGGCUUAUUACUGACAGUGACAAUAACCUGCUAAGUAGCCUUCCUUCAAUGGAGGAGGUUCGGCAGGCAGUUUGGGAGCUUGACAGCAGCAGCGCCUCGGGUCCGGAUGGUUUCAACGGGAUUUUCUUCCGCUCUUGUUGGGAAAUUAUAAAAGAGGACAUGCUCAAAGCCUCCCAAGAAUUUUUCUUAGGGUUCCCCAUCCCUCAGGCCUAUGGUAGUACUCUUAUUACCCUUAUUCCAAAGAAGGAGAGUCCUAAAUGCUUCGAUGACAAUAGGCCUAUCUCCCUUA
This is a messenger RNA of Cuscuta campestris, 847 nucleotides long. NCBI's taxonomy places the organism in Eukaryota, Viridiplantae, Streptophyta, Magnoliopsida, Solanales, Convolvulaceae. The record is from the annotation of a GenBank genome assembly.